This is a messenger RNA of Moneuplotes crassus, 1100 nucleotides long. The record is from the annotation of a GenBank genome assembly. Lineage: Eukaryota; Ciliophora; Spirotrichea; Euplotida; Euplotidae.
UGUGGUUUUGGGUGGAGGUGGUGGGAUUAGGGUUAGAGUAGUGGGGAUUUUUGUGUGGAAAAAUUUUGGGGAGGAGAAGUUGGGAGUUGGAGAAGGGGUAUUGUGUGAAGAAGUUCUGAAGUGUUGUUUAGGGUAAUAUAACUCAGCAAAGGAUCCUCUCACAGAAGAUCAUAGGGAAGUUAAGUAGAACUCUCAGCUUAGGAGUUCAUCAAACUACUUUUGGCAUGCAGAAUCGCAAUAAAAAAUAUCAGGGAGAAAUGGAGAGUGCAUACAGAUAUUCUUCAAUUCACUCUAUCUUUCAUAAUUCAGUCAGGACUUUGGAUACAAAAGAUAUGAUUAGAACAAUCAUUUGCCGUAAAAACAAGCUUUAUUUAUUUUCAAAACACAUUGCGGACUUUGUAACCUCCAGUGCUCAGCUCACUAAGCUAGGGCUAUUCUCAACCAAAAUGUCAUCAAUAGCUUACCAAGCUAGCUUAGAUGCCUGCACAAGCACACAACUCAACUCUGAUUCUAAGAAAAAAAUGAGCAAGAACAAAUCUGAGAAGAGAGCCAAUAAAGGGCCAAAAAAGCCAAAGAAGAAUAAAGGGCAAGUGGACUACACUGCUCCUCCAAUCACUCUGGUGGAUAUCCGUGUCGGUCAGAUAACCAAGGUCAGUAAACACCCUGAUUCUGAUAAGCUGUACUUGGAAGAAAUAGAUAUUGGAGAAGCUGAGCCACGCUUCAUUGUCAGUGGGCUCCAACAAUUUGUUCCAAUAGACCAAAUGGAAAACGCCAUGGUCUGUGUAGCAGCCAAUCUUAAGACCAGGAAAUUAGGUGGAUAUCCAAGCCAAGGCAUGGUUCUUUGUGCCACAAGUGAGGAUUUCACCUCUGUUGAGCUCUUAACUCCUCCUAAAGGAGCCAAGCCAGGAGAUAUUGUGAAAUUUGAAGGUGUCGAGCAUAAUGCACCACCUCAGCUCAAUCCAAAGAAGAAGAUUUUUGAGAAAGUCCAGAAAGACUUCAAAGUUGAUUCGAAUGGAAUUGCGUACUACAAAGAUCUAGAAUGGAAGCAUGAGAAUGGGCCGUUUACAGCUACAACUAUUAAGAAUGGACUUAUUUGUUAA